AGGGGUCGAGAGUCUACAGUUUUAACAAAUAUACAGUAGUUGGCCAGAAUAUCCCAUUUGUUGUCCUAAAAGCACUGCAGAAAAAUCAUUCUUAUUUUGGAAACAUUAGUUGGACAUACAUUUGGGAAUUGUCCUUUUCACGUCACCUGCUGCAAAAUAGUUUACGACACCUGGAAGGCUAAAUGCAGGGGGAAAAAACGGAAGUUGAACUGCCUUAACGUCGACAGUUGUAAAUAGAUAGCGAAUAGCAUUGCAUUAGUCUUUGUACAUUUUACGGGCAACUUUCUUAUGUCAUGUUUAUAACUAGUACCUUCUCGGAGAACUGAGUGAACACAUAAAGGGGAGAAAUGUUUUACCAUAUAUCACUGGAACAUGAAAUUUUACUUCACCCGAGAUACUUCGGUCCCAACCUCUUAAAUACCGUGAAGCAGAAGCUUUUUACUGAAGUGGAGGGUACAUGCACCGGAAAGUAUGGCUUUGUCAUCGCAGUCACUACCAUUGACAACAUCGGGGCAGGAGUAAUCCAAUCAGGCAGAGGGUUUGUUUUGUAUCCAGUCAAGUACAAGGCAAUUGUGUUUCGGCCAUUUAAAGGGGAGGUGGUGGAUGCUGUUGUGACUCAGGUUAACAAGGUCGGUUUGUUCACAGAAAUUGGACCCAUGUCUUGUUUCAUCUCCCGUCACUCAAUCCCUUCAGAAAUGGAGUUUGAUCCCAACUCUAACCCACCAUGUUAUAAGACAGUUGACGAGGACAUUGUGAUCCAGCAAGAUGAUGAGAUCAGGCUGAAGAUUGUGGGAACGAGAGUCGACAAAAAUGACAUUUUUGCUAUUGGAUCUCUUAUGGACGAUUAUCUCGGUCUUGUGAGCUGAUCUGCAUUGGAUGAGGUGUUGUCUUUGUGUUUUUUAAGUGGAAAUUUGGUGUUAUUAAAAUGUUUUAUUAAUGUUUUUGUAUUUUUUAAUUUUGUAAUAGAUCAGUAUGAUAUCAUGUUAUUAGCAAUCCACUUCUAUUCCCAUCAUCACUAGUAAGUCACUUUACAUUUAGUGCUGAGGUUUUUUUGGGGGGUUGUAAUUGUGCCGCUCAAAUGUGUAAUUUUUUCAUUUGUUUUUACUUAUUUGGUAUAGGUAUGGAUCACUGCAGUUAUUGGUAACCUACUUCUAUUUCCACCACUGUCAUGAGUAACUAGUUUUAGUUUUCUGGUCUAUCUUUUGUUCAACAAUGUAGAUUUUUUUUCCCCAUCAUGAAACACAGGGCAAACGUUUACAUCUUUUUUUUUUUUCCACUAUAACACGCGAUGAAUAUUAAACCUUGUACUUUACUGUGUGAAUAUGAUUCUGCAUUGUUUUAAUAAUUUCAUGGGGAUGUUUGACUGAGUAUCAGGCAGAAAACAUGGGUUACAAUGUUGAAAUAUUUGGUUUCAAAAUUUUAUAUAAAUCAUUUCUUCAACAUAUGA
Messenger RNA from Syngnathoides biaculeatus (alligator pipefish), 1447 nucleotides. RefSeq names its product RNA polymerase II subunit G (gene polr2g). Bases 348 to 866 code for a protein of 172 amino acids. Gene Ontology annotation, molecular function: single-stranded RNA binding; translation initiation factor binding; single-stranded DNA binding. NCBI's taxonomy places the organism in Eukaryota, Metazoa, Chordata, Actinopteri, Syngnathiformes, Syngnathidae. The record is from RefSeq and is a predicted model, not a curated record. The transcript has 8 exons. Gene Ontology annotation, cellular component: P-body; RNA polymerase II, core complex. Gene Ontology annotation, biological process: positive regulation of nuclear-transcribed mRNA poly(A) tail shortening; transcription initiation at RNA polymerase II promoter; DNA-templated transcription.